AUAUCAAGGCGGAGAAGGGUACGAAUUAGCAAUUCUGAGGAGUUGUCUGUACGUGUUUGUGAGAUGUUGGACCAUAUUGGCUACAGUCAGUCCAUGGUCCACGACAGGCGGGCGGCAUGGAGAGAGCAUGAUGCGAUCAUGAGCGGUAAAAGACAGGCAACAACCGAAAUAACUGCAGGCAGUAAGGGUGAGGGAUUUACAGCACCAUUUGAGAGUGACACUGAUUGUGUUAUUCUUAGCAAUAACACACUGUGCAGAUUACCAGAUGAUGACACCGUGCAAUUGCCCGACACCCACUAUGAGUUUAUUAUGGACUAUGAACACUGCCACCCAGGACAUUUCAGACUGGAAUUGAAACACACCGGGACUUUGGAGAUUUCCAACAUUGAAGAGGCUUUGUUUGUCCAUGACAAUGGCAGAACAUUUAUUUCAAGUGCAAAAUACAGGAAAUCAUUUAUUGAUAAAACAAAUGAAACAGUUUCUGGACCAGCCCUGACAGGGUGUACGGAAUAUCUUAGCUGGGACCAUGUUUAUGCAUUCCCCUGUACCAGUCAACAACAGUUGCUCUCGGAGUGGAUAAACAGACCCAGACACCACCACUGGCCAUCAUCGGACCUAAUAUCAGAAGUAUCUGAACUCCAGGCCCAAAUGGUCCCUGUAGGCUGUAAAAGUAGUGAACAUAAAGACAUUGAGUGGAGGGUCUGUUUUAUAUUCAGUGAGCAAAAACUAACUGACAGCUGGAAUGGGAAACAAUACAAAGUAUACAUUCUGCUCAAGUUACUUACGAAAUCCCAGCUGAAACCAAUAAACGAUGUAAUAUCGUCGUAUCUAUUGAAAAAUAUAAUGCUGUGGUUCACAGAACAGAAUCCAACACAAAUAUUUAAGAAACAACAUUUAUUUCAAAAUGUGAUCUCAUGUCUUAGGAAUCUCAAGGACGCCAUUCAUGCCAAUUAUCUUCCUUAUUACAUGGUCCCCAGUAGAAACCUGCUGACAGGCAGAAUGAUCCCUGAUCAGCAGCAACAGUUGAUUGCUAAGCUUGACGAGCUGAUACAGGAAGGUCCUCUUGUGAUAAUGAGAUGUCCGAAAGUGCUGACAGCCCUGAAUAUGUCUCCAACUGAACUGGCUAGGAAGGGCCGCUGGAGGAACAAGCUGGAGAAGCUAUACCUGCAGAGGGAAAAUAUAUGGCCGACAUACUGGUGGCCUGGCAUGGAGACAAAGAGGCUGCAUCAGCUGGUAUGGAGUGAUCCACACUACGCCAGUAUGAGAGACAAACUGCGUAAAAUGCUCUGGCCCGAGUGGAAGCAAAGCCAGAGAGAUUAUUUUGGGCGUGUAUUGAAAAGGAAAGUUGCGGGUGCCCUAUCGUAGCUAAGGCAUCAAACACGAUAACAUAGACACAGAGAAGACAAUAAGAUGGUCUUCUCUGCAUCUGUAUUUAUGGUUUGGCCUCAUUUGGGACAGUGAUUGGGGUAAAUUUGAAUGUGACAGACAACCUCGUUUGGCCUCACUUCGAACAGUACAAGGAAAAAAAGAUAGAUACACUAGAAUACUUUAUUUAUUUCGUUUGACUCACAGACAAAAUAAACAAAACAAAAAUACAUUUUGACGCAAUAAGAGAUGAUAUAACAGCUUUCAAAAUCACAUUUCUGUUCCAUAUGAUUUGAACAAAUGCAGGCGCGUAGCUAGGGCCAAUUUGGGAUUACGCAGAUCGAUUGACGGACAUCAUAUUAACCCCUUCACCCCCUUCGGUUUUGAUUUCAAAUUCGGGGGUUUUGGUAUGACAAAAAAUUCGGCCGGUCCAAAAUUCAUUACGCAACUGCGAAUUUGCGUAUAGUCACCUACGCGCCUGAAAUGAUUGGUCAGUUUAAGAUGUUAUA
Molecule: messenger RNA, 1874 nt
Organism: Mya arenaria
Lineage: Eukaryota; Metazoa; Mollusca; Bivalvia; Myida; Myidae
Exons: 2
Coding region: 64-1365 (433 amino acids)
Source: RefSeq, a predicted model, not a curated record